This is a messenger RNA of Trifolium pratense (red clover), 4376 nucleotides long. RefSeq lists its product as uncharacterized. The record is from RefSeq and is a predicted model, not a curated record. The transcript is spliced from 12 exons. NCBI's taxonomy places the organism in Eukaryota, Viridiplantae, Streptophyta, Magnoliopsida, Fabales, Fabaceae. Gene Ontology annotation, cellular component: nucleus. Gene Ontology annotation, biological process: DNA repair. The coding region runs from base 157 to 3390 and encodes 1077 amino acids. Gene Ontology annotation, molecular function: hydrolase activity, acting on acid anhydrides, in phosphorus-containing anhydrides; nucleic acid binding; zinc ion binding.
AAAUCAUAAUUUUGGAGGGAAAAUAAUUUAGAGCGAAAAUUCCCCAACACACUUCUUCACAAAUAAAAAAACUUCCUUUUUCCUCUUUCAAAUUUUUCUUCUUCUCAUUUUUCCCUUUCAAUUUUCCUCUUCCAAUUCGAAUCUAUCACCAUCAUCAUGGAUUCAGAUUCCAACCACAAGAGACCCUUCCAACAUAAUCCUUCUUCAAUUUCAGCCUCCGUCGUUUUCAACCAUUUCGAAGUUCCUCUCUUUUCCGCCACUCAAAACGGCGCCGUUUCGAUCUGCAAAUCUAUGCAUCUUCACGCCGACAAACCGUACUUGAUUGGCCGGAAGUCUCGUGACUGUGAAUUCGUAUUCAACGACCGCCGUGUCAGUAAACGACACUGUCAGAUCUUCUUCGACGGUUCGCUUCGUAAACUUUACAUUCUGAGUGGGGUUUUAUCACUCACUGAUUCUACCGUUAAUUCAAAAUUUCGACUUGUUCAUGAGUUUAGGAAAAGAGUGAGGUUUUCUCGCGGGAGUGAGGGUUUUCCGUUUCUUGAAGCUUCUAAUGGUGUUUUUGUUAAUGGUGUUGAAAUUAGAAAGGGAAUGGCGGUGGAAUUAUAUGAAGGGGAUAGGGUUUCGCUUGUUUGUGGAAAUCUGAACGGUUCGUGUGGGAUUCGGAAUCGGAUUGGGUUUGUUGUAGAGAGAAUUGUUCUUGAAAAUUGUGUUGGUGAUGAUGAUGAUGAUGAUGGUGAAAUUGAUAGGUUAACAUUUUCAGGGCAUUCUCAAAGUGGGAAAAGGAGUAAGAGGGUUUUUGCGGUGAAGGCCAAUGAUACGAAAUUUGAUGGGGUUGUUGGGAGGGCAAGGUUUCUUGUAGAUAGGUGUAGAGAUAUAUUGCUCAGUGAUGAUCCUUUGUCUUGCAUUUUACGGUCUGAUUUGGAUUUGCAAUGUGGAUAUAAGCGUGCUUUUCGAACCGGGUUAGUGCAGAAGGUGGUGGAAGAUAAUGGUGUUGAUAUUGUGCAGUCAAGUUCUGCUUUACUUUGUGAAAGUAAAGGGAUGGAUUUGGAGGGAAAUGGUGGAAGUUUUUGUCCAAAAGAGAAUUUGGAAGUUGAUUGUGUUAAUGUUAAUGCUUUUGCUGAUAAGAAUUUGAAUUUGGUAGUGUCAGAUUAUAUUGAGAAGGAUAAUGUUUCUUCUGAUGGCAAUAAUGGGCAGGGUGAAAAUGGAUGCAAUUUUUAUCCACCUCCUGGAAAGAAUUUUUAUCUUAAUCGCCUUGAAUUUAUGAACCAUGACUUGUCGGGUCUUGAUAAAUCUAUAUCGCUCAAUGAACUUAUUCAUCCUAUUGAAAGCAUGACGAGGAUGUUUAUUGCAACAUUUACAAGUGACAUACCAUGGUUCUUGACAUAUUGCAAGAUUCCUUUACAUCUGCCAGUUACAAUCGCCUGUCAGAAUACCGAGAAAUGUUGGAGUUCAAAGCCUGAUGAAAGAGUAUCUGUGCCUUACCAUAAUUAUCCUAACCUAGUUGUAGUGCAUCCUCCAUUCCCUGAAACCAUAGCAUUUGGUAAAGACCGCAAGAGACAUGGGAUAGCUUGCCAUCACCCAAAGUUGAUUGUUCUGCAAAGAGAAGAUAGUAUUCGAGUUGUCAUUACAUCUGCUAAUUUGGUGGAAAAGCAGUGGAACAGUGUGACUAACACUGUAUGGUGGCAAGAUUUCCCUCGUGCCAUUUUGGUUGAUUUUGCUUCACUUUUCCCAAAAAUAUAUGAUGAUGAGAUUCAUAGAGACUCAAAAUGUGAUUUUGCUGCUCAAUUGGCUGGGUUUAUGGCAUCACUUGUUAUUGAUGUACCUAGCCAGGCUCACUGGAUUACUCAGCUCACAAAAUAUGACUUUGGCGGUGCAACAGGGCAUCUUGUUGCUUCAGUACCUGGAGUUCACCUUAAUAGAACUUCUAUUCUGUCAGAAUCCUAUCAGUCCUCUUCUUUUCUUGGCUCAGUUGUGGCAUCUGUAGUUGGUUUGAGCCAUCUUUUCCGUACUGUGGCGGACUCAAACGGUGCAGGUCUAAAAGCACUGGCUGCUGUCCUUGGAAAGUCUUGUAAUAAUGCUUAUGGGACGUUCAAGAUUGUUUUAAGAAGAAAUCACAAUGUGCCUGCCGAUGAAAAUGCUGUUAGCGUUCUUGUUCCCAAGUCUGAUCAAACUUCUGAGGGAGAUUAUGUUCAACUUGGUUUUUUGCCUAGAAAUGUAGCAAAAUGGGUUUCUCCUCUUUGGGAUGCUGGAUUCUUUGCAUUUUCUGGAUAUGUUUUUCCAAAAGAGGCCCUUGCAGCUGCUUUGGGAGAAAACUGCCAGAAAGUUCAACUGAUACUGAAUGUGUCAGAGGGGCAUCAUUUUCGAGAUAUGUCAAAGAUGAUGCAAUCUGAACAAAUUGCUGCUUUUUGCUCACUCAUUGCUUCAAUGCAAAGACAUUAUGGACUCUGGAGACUACAAGAGGUUCUGAAUAAAUAUAGAUGGCCUGAAUCAUUGAAGUCUGAAAUUGUAUAUGGUGCUUCUUCCAUUGGUUCUGUCAAUUCAAAAUUUCUUGCUGCAUUUUCGGCUGCUGCUGGGAAGAAAUCACUGCAACAUUUUGAUUCAGAAGAGUCUGAUCCUGAAUGGGGCUGCUGGAAUGCUAGGGAAGAAUUGAAGAAUCCUUCUGUUAAGAUUAUUUUCCCCACUAUUGAAAGAGUGAAGAAUGCUUAUGAUGGGAUUUUACCUUCAAGACGUAUUCUUUGUUUCUCAGAGAGAACAUGGCAAAGGUUGAAGACGUUAGAUGUACUUCAUGAUGCCAUCCCUCACUCUCAUGAAAGAGUAGGACAUCCAAUGCAUACCAAGGUGGUACGCAGAUGCUUCUGGUCUAGGAGGGGCGCACCUUCGAUUGGUUGGGUAUACUGUGGGUCUCAUAAUUUUAGUGCUGCUGCCUGGGGGCGACAAAUUUCAAAUCCAUCUGGUACAAAAACAGACGGACCUCAUAAAGGAGAUCCAUCUGUGAAUUCAGCGCUUCAUAUUUGCAAUUAUGAACUUGGGAUUAUAUUUACUUUUCCUCCAAAAGAAAAUAAUGAUUUUCCUAAAGCUAAAAGCACAAAAUUAGACGAUAUUAUUCUGCCAUUUGUUGUUCCUGCUCCAAAAUAUGGAUCUCAAGAUAGGCCAGCUACGAAGCUUGCUAUGAGAGAGGCGAUGACUGAACUUGCUGAACGAGAGGGUGAGAAACAAGCUGAAGAAGAAAUGAUGGAAGAGAUUCUUGAGGAAGAGGAAGAAAUAGAAGAAAUUAAUUGUGUUGGAGAGGAGAAGGAGGAAGAGAAGGCAUAUGCUGAUAUACUCUGGAGUCAGGUUGAUUCUUCCCACUCCCAGGACAGUGACGCAGUAGCUAUGGCGCAGUCAACAUGAGUAUAUUGGUGACAUUGGUGUUGGGGGAGUCGCGGUAUCUGGUCGCAACAUACAAGGGUGGCUUUCAAACCUACAUAAAUAAUUGCAGAUGUCCAACUUAAUCUAAGAUAUUAAUUAGGAUUGAAGAGCAAAGUUGUUGACCUGCGGUUAAGAGAAACUGAUUAGGACUUGUCCAACAACGAUUUGUCUGAUGCAAAUUGAUUUAUAUUUGGAGCAGGAAGUGGUGCUUCCAACCUCAUGUAAUUCAGUCCAUUUUAGGCAUGACGAAUUAUUGAUACCACUCUCUUGCUUCAGGUCCCAAUCUGAUUUGCUCUGUGCACCUUGUUGCUUCAAUUCCACCUCUAAAUGGGGGUUUUUAGUGAAAUAUAUUAUAAAGAUAAACAGAAUGGGAGGACCACCAAUAACAUUUCUUAUAGCUCUAAUUAAGGAUUCAAUUGGAGGAUUUGAAAGUGAUAGUUAGAUGAUUUGUGUAUAGCACUGUAAUUAUUAUUUUUCUGCUAAAUCUUGAUAACCAGCGUUGGAAACCACCGACUGGAUAAGAGGCGGUUGCUACCAAUAGACCCCCAGUUAGGCUUAAGGAUUCCAAAUUUUCAUAAGAUCAAAAUGCUGUCACGGUGUUUGCAGUCCGAGUGGGGUUAGCAUACCUGAACAUGGCAAAAUCUUCUGCAGCAUGGUAUACUAUAUUAGAUCUGUAAAGCGUAAGGCUUUACAUUGUUGUAUCUUUGAGCAUUAAUAUUUGAUUCGAUACAUUCCUUGUAAGUAAUAAACUCCGAAAAGGCUGCUGCAACCACCUCUUAUUGGAUUGUGUGUGAAGUAUACACUAUAGUUAGUUAGUAUGGUUAGUAACUGUAAGUCAGUUGGCUAGCUUACAUGUUGUUAGAUAGUUUACAGUAGUUAAUAAGCUCUAUGGACUCUAAAUAGAGCGACACUGUAAUUUAUUGAUCAUUUUUCAAUAUGUAACACUGAUUUCAGAGAUUGUAAGAUCA